AUGAGCGCCGCAUCGUACCGUAAUUCGCCUGCUGCACCCGCCAGCAGUGCAGGAUCUGACGCGUUUGACACUCGCAAGCGUCAGAGCCGUCGCGAUGAGGCCAUCCGCAAGAAGAUCGAGGGCGAACUGAACCGAAAGGCGGGAAAGCCGUCAACGCCCAGUGCCAAUCGUAGCGGCAACAGCCGCCGUCGAGGUGGACACGGACGAGGUGGAAGCACCAUCAUCGCCGGCACCGUCUCGGCCCUUCGUCCGCUGCCGGCCCUGACGGUGCCGCAGAACAUCAGCGUCGCCGAUGCCAGCCAGCUGUGCGCAGCAAAGAGGACUGACUGUGUCCUUGUCGUCGACGAUGACGAGCAUCUGGCUGGCAUCUUUACCGCAAAGGACCUGGCCUUCAGGGUCGUGGCUGGAGGCAGCGAUGCGCGAACGACGCCGGUCAGCGCCAUCAUGACACGCUCGCCCAUGGUCACGCGCGACUCGACGUCGGCCACCGAGGCGCUCAACACCAUGGUCACGCGCGGCUUCCGUCACCUGCCCGUCUGCAACGACGAGGGCGAUGUCGUCGGUCUGCUCGACAUUGCCAAAGUCUUCUACGAAGCGCUUGAGAAGCUCGAGCGUGCCCACGGCUCUAGCCAGAAGCUCUACAAUGCCCUCGAGGGCGUGCAGAGCGAAUGGGGUCCCUCUGCCGGCCCGCAGAACGCCAUGCUGCAGUACGUCGAGGCGCUUCGUCAGCGCAUGUCCUUGCCCGACCUCUCGACAAUCCUCGACAGCCGAACACUGCCCUGCACCGUCGGUGUGCGCACCACCGUAUGUGACGCAGCCAAGAUGAUGAAGGAGCACCACACGACGGCCGUCUGCGUCAUGGAGGGCGGCGCCAACGGACAGCCGCAGAAGAUUGCCGGCAUCUUUACCAGCAAGGACGUCGUUCUUCGUGUGAUUGCCGCUGGUCUGGACCCCAAGACAUGCUCCGUCGUACGCGUCAUGACGCCCCACCCAGACACGGCCCCACCGUCGCUGAGCAUCCAAGAGGCCCUGAGAAAGAUGCACGAUGGCCGCUACCUCAACCUGCCCGUCGUCGAUGUCGACCAGCGUCUCGUGGGUGUCGUCGACGUGCUCAAGCUUACGUAUGCCACCUUGGAGCAGAUCAACAGCAUGAACGACGGUUCCAGCGGCGAUGAAAACGGUGCCGGGGCUGGCGGCCCCAUGUGGAACCGAUUCUGGAACAGCUUUGGUCAAUCAUCUGGCAGCGUCGGUGGCACAGCCGACGACGGCACUGAAUCCGCACUCAGCAACAGCCAUCAGCCGCAACACGCUGGUCUGGAGCCACAGACGCCGUCGAGAUUCAGUACCGCCGACGUCUCCUCGGACGUGCACCCCAACGACUCUGCUAGCGCCGUGGGCGAUGGCGCCCGUGGCACGGCCACCGAAGAUGCCGUCUCUGGCAUUGGCCUCCCUUCUGCUGCCGCCGCAGCCGCAGCUGAAGUCGACGACGGAACGUACCUGUUCAAGUUCGUGACCCCCAGCGGCCGCACUCACCGCUUCCAAGCCCGAUACGACUCGUUUGAGACGAUUCGCGAAAUCGUCUGCAUUAAGCUGUCUGGCGAUCCCUUCUUCGACGCGCCCUCGCCCAAGGCCACCACGGCUACCAACGAGGAAGGUGGAGCCGCUGCUGCCCCGAUCUCGCCGCCUGAUCCAAACGACUUCAGCCUGGCCUACACCGACGACGACGACGACCUCGUCCUCAUGACGGCCGACGGCGACGUGUCCGAUGCCGUCAAGGUCGUUCGCAAGCAGGGCAAGGACCGCGUCGUCUUGCUGCUCCAGGGCGGCAAGGGCUGGGAGGAGGCGUCGGAGCGGCUCGGCUACGGCAGCGGCGCGGCAGCGGCCAACGGCACAUCGGCGACGGCCAUGAUGAGCAACAAGAAGAAGCAGCAGCGCGAAGCCAUUGACGCACAGCUCCAGAGCGUUGAGGAGGAAGAGGAGAGGGAGAACGAGGCAGAGGUCGGCGGCGCUACUAAGGACUCGGAUACCCCGGCGAGGAAGCCAAAGGCGAAGAAGGCCAAGGACGACGAGGAGCUCCUGUUCGGCGUGCUGCCAAAGGACCUCGCGUUGCCGGCUGCUGUCGGUUUCCUGGGCGUCGCUGUCCUGGCGGCUGUGGCGCUGACAAGAACCUCUUCAUCGAACCGAUUCUAA
This is a messenger RNA of Acaromyces ingoldii, 2190 nucleotides long. Its product is annotated as CBS-domain-containing protein. NCBI's taxonomy places the organism in Eukaryota, Fungi, Basidiomycota, Exobasidiomycetes, Exobasidiales, Cryptobasidiaceae. The transcript has 3 exons. The record is from RefSeq and is a predicted model, not a curated record. Bases 1 to 2190 code for a protein of 729 amino acids.